This is a messenger RNA of Loxodonta africana (African savanna elephant), 1733 nucleotides long. RefSeq names its product myelin protein zero (gene MPZ). Gene Ontology annotation, biological process: myelination. NCBI's taxonomy places the organism in Eukaryota, Metazoa, Chordata, Mammalia, Proboscidea, Elephantidae. The transcript has 3 exons. The annotation marks the transcript as partial. The record is from RefSeq and is a predicted model, not a curated record. Gene Ontology annotation, cellular component: plasma membrane.
CCACUGACCUGUCACUCAGCUCUUGACUUCCUGUUGCUCUCUCUUCCUCUAUAUCCCUGGUCGGGCCCCAUUCGUGGUGUAUCUGAUUCCUGCUCUGUGCUUGCAGUGCUGUCCCCUGCCCAGGCCAUUGUGGUUUACACGGACAAGGAGGUCCAUGGUGAAGUGGGCUCUCGGGUGACCCUACACUGCUCCUUCUGGUCCAGCGAGUGGGUCUCAGAUGACAUCUCCUUCACCUGGCGCUACCAGCCCGAAGGGGGCCGCGAUGCCAUCUCGAUCUUCCACUAUGCCAAGGGGCAGCCCUACAUCGACGAAGUGGGGACUUUCAAAGAGCGCAUCCAGUGGGUAGGGGACCCUCAAUGGAAGGAUGGUUCCAUUGUCAUACACAACCUGGACUAUAGUGACAACGGCACUUUCACCUGUGACGUCAAAAACCCACCGGACAUAGUGGGCAAGACCUCUCAGGUCACGCUCUACGUCUUUGAAAAAGGUGUGAGAGAAAAUGGGCGACGGGAAUCAGGGAGGCAGUACCAAGCAGCCCAAGGCCUUGAGAGGACAGAAUCGAAAGGCUGGGGGAAGAGGCAAAGAGCCGGGCCUUGUGCCCUUCAGACUCUGGGGGGGUGGGCGGAGAGCAGCCACGGGCCUAAAUUCUCAACCUCAGGGAAUAGAUGUGGGGGCUGGGAACUAAAGAUGCAGGCCCUGUUCAUUCCCUCACUUCUUUCCCCUCCUCUCCCAGUGCCAACUAGGUACGGGGUGGUGCUGGGAGCUGUGAUCGGGGGUGUCCUGGGGGUGGUGCUGUUGCUGCUGCUGCUUUUCUACGUGGUGCGGUACUGCUGGCAACGCAGGCAGGCCGCCCUGCAGAGGAGGCUCAGUGCCAUGGAGAAAGGGAAAGUGCACAAGCCUGGAAAGGACACUAAGCGCGGCCGGCAGGUUAGCUGGACUUGGGGCCCCGACCAGCCGGGGAGAGCCCUGGCAGCAGUGAGGGGUGGGAUAGGCCUAGUUAAGGCCCCCUGGCCGGUGACUGAUGUGUGCACUCCUCCCCCCCAGACGCCAGUCCUGUACGCCAUGCUGGACCACACCAGAAGCACCAAAGCUGUCAGCGAGAAGAAGCCCAAGGGGCUGGGGGAGUCUCGCAAAGAUAAGAAAUAGCGGUUAGCGGGCCGGGCGGGGGAUCGGGGGACAGAGGCGGAGCCCUCCAGAAGGUCUAAAAAGGUGGUGGUCAUCGAGAUGGAGCUACAGAAGGAUGAGCCCAGCUCAGAGCUCCGCCCUGCUGUCAAGUCCCCCAGCAGAACCAGCCUCAAAAAUGCCCUCAAGAACAUGAUGGGCCUGGACUCGGACAAGUGAUCACCACCCCCUCCCCGGGCCCUGCAGAACACGGGGACCUAGGCUCCUCUUACCCCCGUCUAGGUGCUUUUCUCCCUUGCUCCUCAGCCCUGCCCCCCUUUCUCCUCCUUUUGAGAUGUAAGUUUCAUUCCAAAAUCCAUUCCCCAAUCAUUCCUAUUCUCCUCCACCUUCAACCCCGGCUCUCUGAGAGCCCAAAGCCUGAUUCUACCCACCUACCCCAGCCCUAAGGACUGUGUGUUUGGUGCCUGUCUCUUCGGCACCGAGAAGAAAGGGACCUUGAUUAUGCACUCCCCAACUGCAGGCCACCUGGCAUUCCCUUCCCUUGCACCCAGCCUGUCCCUCUGGCUCUUUCCUGUCUGCUCAGCCCCUGCAUCAGGUGGCCCAACCCCAUA